Musa acuminata AAA Group (dessert banana) is the source of this 772-nucleotide messenger RNA. Its product is annotated as transcription factor bHLH61-like. The coding region runs from base 177 to 611 and encodes 144 amino acids. Gene Ontology annotation, molecular function: DNA-binding transcription factor activity; sequence-specific DNA binding. The transcript has 4 exons. Gene Ontology annotation, biological process: regulation of DNA-templated transcription. NCBI's taxonomy places the organism in Eukaryota, Viridiplantae, Streptophyta, Magnoliopsida, Zingiberales, Musaceae. The record is from RefSeq and is a predicted model, not a curated record. Gene Ontology annotation, cellular component: nucleus.
AGUGGUGUGCUUUGAUUUCGAGAUGAUUAACAUUUUGAUUCUUGAUGUAUUCGUGCAGCCGCGCUUCUGAUCAUGUUCUAAAGCUAUUAGUUUUUUUUUUGUUUGCUCAAUGACGACCCUACUCUGGAUUUCGUGGCCUUCAGAUUUGUCCUUGUCAUGCAAGAGGAACAGAUAUUAUGCUGUGGUUUCUUGCUGCCAACCUUUUGACAUUGCCACCUACAACUCUGAGCAAAAGAUAUUACUUGGCAAUUCUUCCAAGCAAAGCAUCUAUUAUAGUAGAUGCGUUGAAAUAUAUUGAAGAGUUGAAGCAAAACAUCGAAGCAUGCAAGCGAGAUCUCGCGGAAGAAAGCUGCUUGCCCAUGGUUACCGUCGAAACCCUAGAAAAGGGUUUCUUAAUCAAUGUAUUCUGUGAUAAGAACCGCCCGGGAUUGCUUGUCUCCGUUCUCGAGGCAUUCGAGGAACUUGGACUUGAGGUGUUGGAUGCUAGCAUCUCCUGCGCUGACUCAUUUCGUCUUGAAGCUGUGGGAGGAGAACCGCAAAAUGAAAGCGUGGAUGCUCAGAUGGUGAGGCAAGUAGUGGUGCAAGCUGUUAAGAAGUGCGCGGAAAGUUAAAGGGAGCAGAAGACAAUCGGAGCAAAAGAGAGGUUUAGAAAACAGUAAUAAGAAAAUGAUAGCAGAUGACACAAAAGUUUUCUGUUAUUAUGGCUUCGAAAAUGUGCAACAAAUAAGAAACUCUUUUACUAUGGCAAAGACAGUGUGUGUGUGUGUAAUGC